AAAGGCCCACCUAGCAUACCUUCCACUCCCAAAUGUCGAACCCGCAAAAUCGAUGUUCCCCCACUCACUCUAAACCCUAACCCCCGGAACCUCCGAUCGAUGAGACCCAGCUCCGCCGCAGCCAUGGCCGCCUCCGGCCGCCGCCUCCUCUCCGUCGCUGCCGCAGCCACCGAAAACACCAAGUUCGCUGUCCUGGUAACCCCGAUCCGCAGGCUCGCCCGCGCGGGCCGCCUCGCCGACGUCGACGCCCUCGUCGCGCCGCUCGUCCCGUCCCACCCCACCGCGGUGAUCUCCGCCCUCUCCUUGGUCGGCCUCUCCGAUCGCGCCUCCGCCAUCCUCUCCACAAUCCCGUCGCCCACCGCCGCGCACCUCAACGCCCUGCUUGGCCCACUCCUCCAACGCCGCCGCCACGCCAAGCUCGUGCCCGAUCUGCUGGACAAGCACCCAUCCAUCCCGCGCGACGCCGCCACGCGCUGUAUCCUGGCCAAGUCCAUCUGCAUCACCAAAGGCGCAGACGACGCGCUGCACCUCCUCGCCGGGGACGAGCCGCCCUCCCUCCAUCUCUACACGGCGAUCAUCGACUCCUACUACAAAGAGAAAAAGCCCCACCGCGCUGAGGAGCUGUGGCGCGACAUGGUAGAAAACCAUGGCAUCGUGCCUGACGCCGCCGCCCAUAACGUCAGGAUCACCUACAAGUCCAAAAAGGGCACGGUGGAGGAGGUGGAAGAGUUGAUCCGGGCCAUGCGCGAGGAGGCAGGGCUCAAACCGGACAUAGUAACUUAUCACGCGCUGAUUCAGGUCUUGGCGCGGCACAAGAGGGUGGAUGAGGCCGUGGAGUUAUGCAAGAGCUUCCUAGAGAAGGAGGAGGAGAGCACGGUGGCUCUGAAGUGCCGGACAUACUCAUACCUGGUGACAAUGCUGUGUGGCGAGAAGAGGUGGUCCGAGGCUGAGGACAUGUUCUACGAGGGAGUGAAGCGCCUGAAGGUAGCGGACCUUGGCACAGUGCACAAGCUGGUUAGCGGGCUCAAAGAGGCUGGCAAGGGGCGGGCUGCGAGAAGGGUGGUGGUGGGGCUGCGCAAGAAGUUCCCUGACCAAUUUGAUGGGCCGUGGAAGGUGCUCGAGGAGGCCGCUGGGCUCACACCGGGAGCCAGCAAUGAAGAGGAGGAAGGGGAGGAGGAGCAAGAGCUGGCGAGGACCGCGGCGUCCGUGUGAGCUGUUGCAGCAACUGCAUUCGCGGCAAGACAUGGAGGCCACAUUUCUGUGCUUGUCUGAGGAAUGGUGAGGCCUUAUUUGCCAGUUCAAUUAAGCAAAUUCUCAAGUUACAAGUGAGACUCUUGUAGUUUUGAUCAUUUAGCUUGCUGAAUCAAAUCGUACUUCUUUGAUGUGGUAUCUUGCCAUGACUAUCAGUCAGCUUAUUAUUUUGUUCCUUGUUGUCGCACUGGCGACUUGUUACUAAUACCAAGUCCUUUUGGACGAUGAGGUGCGAUCCUGGUAGUUAAUUUGCAUGGCACAUGAUUCAUUUCCUCUAGCAAUGAAUCAACUUUAGUCUGCAUCCAUAUCAAUGUAUAUCUUUUGCCUCCUUUUUGCAUCA
Messenger RNA from Brachypodium distachyon (stiff brome), 1591 nucleotides. Its product is annotated as pentatricopeptide repeat-containing protein At4g36680, mitochondrial. Lineage: Eukaryota; Viridiplantae; Streptophyta; Magnoliopsida; Poales; Poaceae. Bases 100 to 1212 code for a protein of 370 amino acids. The record is from RefSeq and is a predicted model, not a curated record. The transcript has a single exon. Gene Ontology annotation, molecular function: protein binding.